AUGCACUUCUCCACCGCCCUCCUCGCCAUACCAAUCCUGGCCAGUGCUGCCUUCGCCGAUGAAGUCGUCUACCUUGCCAAUUGCCACUUCGCUGCUGGCUCGACCGGCGGUCAAGCAGAGUACUACAAGGAGAUUGCCAACUCGCAAAAUGGACAGAACCCAGACUCCGGCUCUGUAGCCCACAUUACCAAUGGAAGUCCAUUCAAUUUCGAAGGCCAGAACAGCCGGGUCUUUCAACAGACUGGCGUCACUUUUCAAAGUAACAUCAACGCUGGCGCCAACGGCCUUGCUGUUGGAGCAUUUGCGGGCACUGGAAACAACGGGAGGCCUUUCAACUGUUUCCGUGAUAGCAAGAGGCAGUUGGACUCGGCUUGCAUUGCGGAGUACUUUUGCCGUGAUGUAUGA
Molecule: messenger RNA, 405 nt
Organism: Zasmidium cellare ATCC 36951
Lineage: Eukaryota; Fungi; Ascomycota; Dothideomycetes; Mycosphaerellales; Mycosphaerellaceae
Exons: 1
Coding region: 1-405 (134 amino acids)
Source: RefSeq, a predicted model, not a curated record